AUGGCUCUGUGUGCUGUCAGCUGUCAGACAGCCGCUUUCAACGCAGUCUUCGACGACACUUUGCUUGGAGACUUUGGCUUACCGGACAGCCAUCAAUACUUUUCAGAGGCUGUCUCCAGGAUACCACAACACUUUACACAGUCGCAGGACCUAGACUAUCUGCGAGCUUUCGGCCUCUUAGCAGUCUAUUCUCUUCAACGAAGUGAGACCAAUGAUCUUCAUCGUUACCUUGGCCUGUACCAUGCGCUGGUCGCUCAACAUGGCUUCCAUGACGAAGCGAAGUGGCCUACAGAUAUUUCACUCCCCGAAAUUGACGACCGGCGUCGACUCUUUUGGUGCAUGUACCGUUUGGAGGUGCAUAGCGCAACUGUGUUUGGCCACGUCGUGCGUCUGCCCGAGUCACAGAUAACGGUCCUCUAUCCUCGCAUUAUCCCUUCUAUGGAUCCUGAAGCACAGGCAUGGACCGCGGGAUGGGACUAUAUCACAGAUCUCUUUCGCCUACUGGAGUACGCCCUGUUCAGUCUUCGAGCAUGCAAGAACCGGAAAGCAGUAUUGGCCGUCCUCUGUGAUCGGCCUUCGCCAACCACACUUUUCGAUAGCCUCACCAGGCUCAAGGCCAGCAAGCCACAUCGAAUCUUCGGUACAGCCGAAGGUGAGGGCGGGUUCGAGAGCAACCGAUGCAGAUACAUGGGUAUUCAGAUAUCAUGUACCGAAACACUGGUAACAAUCUUGAGUUUCUUGUACAGCCAGGCUCCAGCCCGCGAUGUAAUGGAACUUGCCGAGAAUUUCCUCGAAGAAUUAAGUCAAGCACCCUUGAUCAUGUUCAAAGUUGCCAGUGGCCAGAUUGUGCACCAGCUGCUUGGAGUCGGGCAUAUGAUCUGCAACGCUUCUCACUACGAUAAUGGCCAGUACCGUCCAGAAGCAAGACGUUUAAUCACAUUCAUUGGAGAUCUAGUUCAAAAUCUUGAGCAUGAUAUUCCUUCUGCCGCGGCCGCGGCCGAACGAUUACUCAAAUUGGCAGAAACAGCCGCUUGA
Molecule: messenger RNA, 1035 nt
Organism: Exophiala bonariae
Lineage: Eukaryota; Fungi; Ascomycota; Eurotiomycetes; Chaetothyriales; Herpotrichiellaceae
Exons: 1
Coding region: 1-1035 (344 amino acids)
Biological process (GO): DNA-templated transcription
Molecular function (GO): zinc ion binding; DNA binding
Source: RefSeq, a predicted model, not a curated record